GAGCCACCCAGCUGCCCACUCCUUUGCCCAUUUUAAAUUUGGGUUGUUUGUCUCUUGAUUGUUAAAUUGUGCCACUGCAGUCCACAGGGGAAACUGAGGCUGAGAAAAGGGAUGCGAUGGGCCAAGAACACUAGGCUCAUAAGCAGAUUGAGACUGGUAACUGAGUUGGUGUCUACCUCCCACCUUAGCAGGUCAAGGGUCACUGUCUGUCUUCCCAGAUGAGUGGCCUCCUUCCUCCAAUUCUGACCCACUCCCAGGCCACCCCAGGUCCUGUUCUUGCAUUUAAAGCAGUAGAGCCCCACAGGCGGAGGGUGGGCCAGAAAGACAGGGGAACAGUAGUUCUGAGGAACCAAGCCAGUCCUCUUUCCCCCUCCGAAUCACGUGGACCCAGCUGACGUGGCCCCAGGAAGAGGGGACAGCCCGGGCCUGUGGUCGGGGAGCCUAUUUAUACUGGCUGGGCGGUGUUGCAAGCCCUUCCUGCUGGCGAGAGGGACGUCACUGGGCGCUGACCUCACCAGAAACGCUGACGCAUCUUCCCCUCAUGCUUUGCUCGGUUGGCCAGACGGGUCUCCUCACCUUGGGGCCACUCCCUGUCCUCGGGCACAUCACUGUCCCCUCCCACCGAGCUCUGGACACUCCCCCAUGGUCCUCACUCCCUGCUGCCCUCCAAGCAUGCCCUCCUCUUGCAAGCUGUUAUGGGCGGAAUUUUAUCCCUUAAAUUCUUGUGUUGAAGACCUACCCCCACAGUACCUCAGAAUGUGGCUGCAUUUGGAGAUAGGGUCCCCCUCAAAGAGGUGAGGUACAAUGAGGCCUAAUCCAAUAUGACUGGUGUCCUUCUAAGAAGAGGAGAUUAGGACAGACACACAGACAGGGGGACAACCAUGUGAGGAGACAGCAAGAAGGCAGCCAUCUACGAGCCAAGAAGAGAGGCUGCAGGAUGAUAUCGGCCCUGCUGACCCUUUGGUCUCAGACUUCUAGCUCCAGAAUGGUGGGAACAUACAUUUCUGUUGUUUCAGUCCUCCUGUCUGUGCUAUGUUGUUAUGGCAGCCCGAGUAGAUGAAUAUAUAAGUCCUCUUUGCCGUUGGUGGCCCUUGGCCCUGGGGCCUGCACACCGCCCUCCAAAUGUGGUCUUUCAGACUCGACAGCCCGGGUUUGGAUGCCCCCUUGUCUUAACUGUUCCCACCCAGGGCGAUGCAGGGGAAAGCAAAGGCGCGUAGCAUCCCCCCAAGUGUGGAGGGUGGUCCGCAGUAGCUGAGAGGGGCAAGAAGCUCUCCUGCCAGUCGUAGCUCUCCAGCCCAGAGCCCGGCCCUGAGCUUCUCAGUUGCCUCAUGAAAGGGAGCCAAAGCAUCCCUGCCCGGGAGCUCUCCCUUUCAGCGCUGUUGCAUGAUGAGAUCAGGGCUGUGAAAUGAAGAAGGAUCCCAGCUUGGCAUGGGCCCCAGAAAAUGGUCUUGCGGGGGUGGGCACAGAGAUGAGGAAUUGAGCAGAAGCGACGUUCUCAGGAGGAGAAUCCAGAACUGGCCCUCGGGGGUGGCAAAGGCGGGUGUGGUGAGCGCCAUGCUGGGGUGCCAGGGAGUGGGUGGGAGGCGAGGAACAGCCUCCUGGGCAUGGGUGGGGGGGGUCUGGCUUUGCCCACUACGGGAUCCUCAGCACUUGGGAGUGGCUGGCUCAGAGUAGGGCCAAAUAAAAGUUCAUUGAACAAAUAAAUGAGUAAUGGUGAACGUGUCUGCAGAGGAGAGAGCAGGUGGGAACAGCCCUGGUGGUCAGGAUGGGUGUCGGGGACAGGGAUGGAUAGGAGGGUGUCUGACCCUCCCUCAGCUCUCCUGUCUAGACUCCACAGGCCCAAUGCUUUCCCCAGCUGGAAGCUUCCAGGGGUCUCACCCUGGUUCCCUGGGCUCCUGAGGCUCUCCUCCCCACCGGGCUCCUGAGGCUGGCCAAGGACCCUCUUCCAGGCCUGGUAGAUAUGCCGGGGCGGCCUCUCCGCCUCCCUGUCUGCCCUAGCCCAGGCCUCACUUUACCCGAAGCAGAGUAACAGGUUGACUAGAGAGGCGUGGUCUCCGGAGCUCCUUCACUCUGACGUCCAGAGGUCUGCGAGGAGCAGAGGACCAACCACAAUCACUAUCUUUCAGAGAAAGUGAAACCUGGUCCCCAACCGUCACCACGGCGACUCCCCCACCCUGGCUUCCCCUCUGAGCUCACAGCUUCCCCAUCUCCUCUGCCCCCAAACUACCCCUCAACAGCUAGUACUUGGAAUUAGACUUUCGUCUUUCUUUUUCCCUUCAAAGGACUUUUGCCUUUUAUGUCCAUGAUAGCAGCAGCACUACGAGCCUGGCCCAGGAAAUGCUUUUCGAAUCCUCAUUUUACAGGUGGGGCCGCUGAGGCCCAGAGACGUUAAGUGACUUUCCUCUGGUCACACAGCAUGUCAGCAGGCUUGAACCCUAAUUUCUGUAAAGAAAGGGCCUGGCUGCAGGCUAUGGGCCUGGGAUAAGGAAGGCUGAUUGCUGGGGGGCGGGGGGCAUGAUGGGAGAAAGGAGAUGGCUGGGAGCCCCAGUGGGGGAUGCAGGUCCUGGGGCCAGAACCACAAUCUCGGGGCUGCCAGCCUGGGUCUGGCUCUGUGCCCAGAGCCUGGUGGUUUCCGCUCACAGAUGUCCCAACAGCCCUGGCAGGAGGGCAGGAAGGGCACUCAAGAAGGAAGAUGUCUUGCUCCCCUCAGCCCCAAACCACAGUGGCUUGUGAGGCCGAUGGCUCCUGGGCCGAGCCUGGCCUGCGGGCCCUCCAAGGACCCAGUUGGCACACUCUCCCCUCUAUCCUGGGCACGGCUCCCUGCAGAUGGCGUGGACCCCCUUGCUCCCUGCUCACCCCAGGAAGGCUGAGGCUGCGGUUUGCAUCAUCCUUGGGCGUGGGGCUGACCUCGAAGAACGAAUUCGAAGAAAACAGGAGGAGGAGCAGUUUGCCACCGCACCCAGCGCCCAUUGGCCGCCCAUGGAAACUUUGGUUUUUGGGGUCAUGUUCCCAGAAGGCCUGCCCUUCCCCCCCCUCCCCACCCACCUCACGAGGUGUUGGCCAAUCGCCCUGGCGGGCAUAAAGUGGCUGCCAGCCCGCAGGGCUCCCAGCCAGGAGGUGUCACCCCUAGCAGGCGCCGGCCGGAGCUUGGGCACCCAGCAUGCGGGCACAGCUUAUGCAGAGGACGCUGCCCAGUCUGGUCCUCGGACUCCUGUUCCUGAGCACGCCGGCCAUGGGCAGCUGUUUGGACAAGUACCAAGAGCUGCUUGGGCAGCUCCAGAAGCAGGCGGACAUCAUGCAGCGCACCAGCCUGCUCCUGGACCCCUAUAUCCAAAGCCAAGGUCUGGACAAGGAUGGACUGAAGGAGCACUGUCGGGAGCGCCCCGGGGCCUUCCCCAGCAAGGAUGCCCUGCAGGGGCUCGGCAGGUGGGAAUUCCUGCGGACCCUCGACACCACGCUGGGCCACGUUCUGCACAGACUGACUGCCUUGCGGCGGGACAUCCCCAGAGCCCAGGACUUGGAGAUGCUGAAUAGGGUGAAGCAGAACAUUCGUGGAUUCAAGAACAACAUCCACUGCAUGGCCCAGCUGCUUCCAGGCUCCUCGGAGACAACGGAGCCCACUCCGACAGGCCCGGGGACGUCUCCGUCGCCCACCCCCACCUCAGACACCUUUCAGCGCCGGCUAGAGGGCUGCAGAUUCCUGCAUGGCUAUCACCGCUUCAUGCACUCCGUGGGGCAGGUCUUCCGAGAGUGGGGGGAGAGCCCAAGUCGGAGCCGGAGACACAGCCCCCACCAGGGCCUGCGGAAGGGGACCAGCAGGAUGCAACUCUCCAGGAAGAACAAGAGACUCCUGCCCAGGGGGCAGCUGCCCCGGUAGCCUUAGGGGCAGCCCUGGCAGAUAAAGGAUCCACAGGUACUGUGUAGGAUGGCAUCUCCCCUGGGGCCUCCAAACCCCGCUCCCUUCUGUUCCCCACCUCUCAGAAGUGCACUUUAAGGGGUGGGAGCCAGGCAGGCCGCUCUACCUCCUCUGGGCUGGGACAGUAGGGUCAGGCCAUUGAGCCCCCAGCCCUGAGUUCCCCAAUCUCGGUGGGGUGGCCGGCUCAGGCCACGUGGGGCCAACUUUCCAUUGAUUCAGGGGUCUGAUGACACAGGUUGACUCAUGGCCAGACUGACUGCCCCCCCUGCUCUGCUCCCCAGAGGCCUGCCGGCCCUUCCCUCUCAUGACUUGCGGGGCUGUUGCCCCCAGACUUCCUCCUUUCCAUGGUGGCUUGGUUCCGAGGGGGAGGUCAGGGCCUGAGCAGGCCUCCUAUGCCUCAUUGCCAGUCUCAGGCCAGACACCUGGACAUCUGGGUGACCUCACUUUAGGCAGCUGUGACAGAGGCAGAGUGUCCUAGAAGGAGCACUGAUCUGGGUCGGGGGCGGGGGGGCACGCUAAGAACAGGGCUCAGGUCCCAGCUCAACCCCUAACUCACUGUGUGGCCUCAGGCCACUUUACCUCUCUGGACCUCAGUUUUCUCUUUGUGAUUCAAGGGGGUUGGUGUAAAGCCCUCUCUGCUUGCCAGUCGCUGGGAUUCGGUGACAUAGAGUGGCUAUCGGAAUGCAGUGCAAACGGACAUGGCCAGAAGACUUGAGUUCUCUAUAGACCUAUUGCCUGGAAGCGCUCAGUCGUGGGUCCCGGCUGCUGGCUGCUCCCCCUGGUGGUGCAUCAUGAAAUAUCCUCACGCUGAAACAAUGGUUGGGGGGCGGGCAGAAGCGGCUGGGCCAAUUCUUUGGAGGGAUAUGACUAAUUUAUCGAUUUUUAUCAGUUUUUAUCUGUUUCCUAUUUAUAAGGCUUAUUUAUGAUGUGUAUUUAAUGUUAAUAUUGUGCCAACAUAUAUUUAAAACUUGCCUGGUU
Messenger RNA from Leptonychotes weddellii (Weddell seal), 4894 nucleotides. It is a transcript of the gene OSM, whose product is annotated as oncostatin M. The record is from RefSeq and is a predicted model, not a curated record. NCBI's taxonomy places the organism in Eukaryota, Metazoa, Chordata, Mammalia, Carnivora, Phocidae. Gene Ontology annotation, molecular function: cytokine activity; oncostatin-M receptor binding. Gene Ontology annotation, biological process: immune response; oncostatin-M-mediated signaling pathway. Gene Ontology annotation, cellular component: extracellular region.